Messenger RNA from Protobothrops mucrosquamatus (brown spotted pit viper), 940 nucleotides. RefSeq names its product semaphorin-3C-like. Gene Ontology annotation, biological process: negative chemotaxis; positive regulation of cell migration; semaphorin-plexin signaling pathway. The annotation marks the transcript as partial. Gene Ontology annotation, molecular function: chemorepellent activity; semaphorin receptor binding. Lineage: Eukaryota; Metazoa; Chordata; Lepidosauria; Squamata; Viperidae. The record is from RefSeq and is a predicted model, not a curated record. The transcript has 8 exons.
CCGGAUCUCUUUUUCCACCGGGGAAGCGCGAGUGGCUGGCAGCGCCGGGAUCGCCCGGUUCUUGGGACCUGCUUCGACUUGCGGCUGCUCUCCGCCAAGGAGGCGACGGCUCCGGGGCUGAGUCCCUCCGUCCUCCGUCAGCGGCGCGGUUUCUUCUCUUGGAUAUUAAGCUUUGCAUCCCAAGAUCAUGACAUUUCAAGGGCUCCAGGUGUUGUUUGGGGUGUUUCUUUGCUCUUGCUGUGUAAAAGGAUCCUCGCAGCCCCAGCCUCGGGUGUUCUUAACCUUCAAUGAAUUACAGGAAACCAAGACAUCCCAAUUUUACUCUCUUUCCCAUCACCCCUUGGACUACAGGAUAUUAGUGAUGGAUGAAGAUCAAGACCGGAUCUACGUUGGCAGCAAAGAUCACAUUUUGUCGUUGAAUAUCAAUAACAUAAGCCAGGAGCCACUGAACAUUUUCUGGCCAGCAUCAACAGCCAAGGUUGAUGAGUGCAAAAUGGCUGGCAAAGACCCUACACACGGUUGCGGCAAUUUUGUCCGGGUGAUACAGAUGUUCAACCGCACCCAUCUGUACGUUUGUGGGAGUGGAGCGUUUAGUCCCGUCUGCGCAUACCUCAACCGAGGACGGAGAUCUGAAGAGCAGGUUUUUCAAAUUGACUCCAAGUGUGAAUCGGGGAAAGGACGUUGCUCAUUCAAUCCCAGUGCCAACACGGUCUCUGUUAUGAUCAAGGAUGUUUUUCUACUAGAAACAGAGAACCCCAGAACAACACUUAUAUAUGGCAUUUUCACCACUUCCAGUUCAGUAUUUAAAGGCUCGGCGGUUUGCGUGUAUCACUUAUCCGACAUUCAGCGAGUGUUCAAUGGACCGUUUGCCCACAAGGAAGGACCCAACCAUCAACUGAUUCCCUACCAAGGAAGAAUUCCUUAUCCACGACCAGGGACU